CACACACACACACACACAACACACACACACACCACACAACCACAAACUCUCAAACAAAUACCUAACCACAUUAGAACUUUCUACAGAACCAAACAGGGCUGUCUGAAUGUUGUUCACUCAGAUUUCCCGCUCACCAACCUCCUCCCUAUUUCUUUUGGACAACAAAUUACUGACGAAGCUGUGCUGAUAAGCCCCGUCCGUUAGGAAGAAAGGAAACAAGGAGACAAGGAAAUAAGGAAUAAGACGAGGAGACAGACAUUCCAUUACAGUCCCUGUGGAGCUGCAGCUGGGAUGAGCCUACCAGCCGUGAUUUCUAAUCGUGGAGAAAGGCUAAACAGCAAGGAGUGCGCAGGAAUGAGCCCGCUGGGAGGUUUCCUCUGGCUUUGGAUAUUCCUCUAUGCAGCAGCUGUGUACGCAGGUGUAGGUGGGACAAAGGUCGACAAUGUAUCGUCACAAGUCUGUCACCAUCCAUGUGAGGAUCUGGUUGCCUUGCACACUGAGAUCCAAGGCCUGCGUAUUGUGACCAGCAACCUGCUUGAAGACCUGGAGAGAGUAUCAAAAGAAAAUGAAGAGAUGCGAAUAUCUUUGACUGAGCUAGGCAACAGCAAAAACAGAAACAGCAUCCAGAGCAGCAACAAUGACAACAACAGCAGCAGCCGCAACGGUAGUAGCAAUGGCAACAUCAGCAGCAGCCGCAACGUCAACCGCAACGGUAGCAGCAAUGGCAACAGCAGCAGCAGUGACAACAGCAGCAGCAAUGACAACAGCAGCAGCGGCCGCAACGGUGGCAGCAAUGGCAACAUCAGCAGCAAUGACAACAGCAACAGCAGCAGCCGUUUUAGCGGUGAUAUCAGUGAUCUUGACAGAGAUGGAGAGGUCUGGUGUAUGCAGGAUGGACGAGUGUUCGAACAGGGGGAGGAUUGGGAGGUUGACAGCUGCACGUCUUGUGGUUGCCAGGAUGGAAAGGUGGUGUGUCAGCAGGUUUCUUGUCCUCCCGUAUCCUGCAUCCAUCCUUCCUUUAUCGAUGGAACGUGCUGUCCUGUCUGUCUCAAUAAUGAAGAUGGCUGGUCCCCGUGGUCUGAGUGGACCCACUGUUCGGUCUCCUGUGGACGUGGAGGGCAGCAAAGGGGUCGCUCCUGCAAUGGCAUCAUGCCAUCCUGUACCGGCCCGUCAGUCCAAACCCGCAGCUGCAUGCUGAUGAAGUGUGAUCACAAGGCGCAUCCUGGUGGGAAAUGGGGCCUUUGGUCUCCUUGGUCUGGGUGUACAACCACAUGUGGAGAAGGCAACAUCACACGGGUUCGUCUCUGCAACAAACCUCCAGCACAGAAGGGAGGCAGAGGGUGCACGGGCAGCGCCAGGGAGACACAAUCUUGCAACAAUACACUUUGCCCCAUUGCUGGAGGCUGGACAAGCUGGACGGAAUGGUCUCUGUGCUCAGAGUCAUGUGGUGGAGGUCUUAAGAGUCGCCAGCGGGAGUGUUUGAACCCCGCCCCUCAGCACGGUGGGAAGCCUUGUGCCGGAGACACUGUGGACUAUGAAGCAUGUAAUAAACAGCCAUGUCCUAUAGAUACAUGUUUACUUUCAAAUCCAUGUUUUCCUGGAGUGGUGUGCACAUCACAUAGCGACGGAUCAUGGGAGUGUGGACACUGUCCGUUGGGUUUAAAGGGCAAUGGCACUCACUGUGAAGAUGAGAACGAGUGUGAAGUGGAGAAUGUGUGUGUCACAGAGUGUGUAAACACAGACCCUGGCUUCUACUGUCUGCCCUGUCCUCCUCGUUACAAAGGCACCCAGCCGUACGGCCUUGGACUGGAGAUAGCCCAGAAAACCAGGCAGGUGUGUGAUCCAUACAACCCUUGCAAAGACAACACACACACCUGCCACAAGUAUGCUGAGUGUAAGUACCUUGGCCUGGCGUCUGAGGUUUUGUACAAGUGUGGGUGUGCUGUCGGGUUUGCGGGCGACGGCUUCCUGUGUGGUGAAGACUCUGAUCUGGAUGGCUGGCCCAACAGCAAAUUAACCUGCAAGCAGAAUGCAACCUAUCACUGUCAAAAGGAUAACUGCCCCAUGCUACCAAACUCUGGACAGGAAGACCUGGACAAAGACGGACAGGGAGAUGCCUGUGAUCCUGAUGAUGACAAUGAUGACAUCAUAGAUGAGAGGGACAACUGCCCGCUGGUGUACAACCCUCGGCAGUUUGACUCUGACAGAGACGGGGUCGGGGACCGCUGUGACAACUGUCCAUUUGAGAGCAACCCGCUGCAGACUGACACUGAUGACAAUGGAGAGGGAGACGCCUGCAGCAUUGACAUUGAUGGAGAUGAGGUUUUGAAUGAUCGUGACAACUGUCCCUUAGUCUACAACACUGAUCAGAGGGACACAGACAUGGAUGGUGUUGGAGACCAGUGUGACAACUGUCCACUUCUACACAACCCACUGCAGCUUGACUCUGACAGUGACCUGGUGGGGGACAUGUGCGACGACAACGACGACAUCGAUGAGGACGGCCACCAAAACUCUCUUGACAACUGUCCCUACAUUGCCAAUAGUAACCAGGCCGACCAUGACAAGGACGGGAAGGGUGACGCAUGUGAUCAUGACGACGACAACGACGGUAUCCCUGACGACCGGGACAACUGUAGACUAGUGCCCAACAGGGACCAGCUGGACUCUGAUGGUGAUGGGAGCGGAGAUGCAUGCUUUGAUGACUUUGACAAUGACAGUAUUCCAGAUGCGCUGGAUCCAUGUCCUCUGAACCAGGAUAUCGGAUCUACAGACUUCAGGAAGUUUCAGGUUGUUUUGUUGGACCCUAAAGGCACCACGCAGUCGGACCCUCUCUGGGUGAUCCGCAGCCAAGGCACGGAGCUGCUGCAGACGGCCAACUCAGACCCUGGCAUCGCUUUAGGAUAUGACAAGUUCAGCGCGGUGGACUUCAGCGUAACAUUUUAUGUGAAUACCAACCGAGAUGACGACUACGCAGGCAUCGUUUUCGCCUACCAGUCCAGUCGACGCUUCUAUGUUGUCAUGUGGAAACAGGUGUCUCAGGCCUACUGGGAGAAAAAGCCAUUUAAAGCUUUUGCCACAGCCGGAGUCUCGAUCAAACUAGUCAACUCUACCACAGGACCAGGAGAGUAUCUACGCAAUGCCCUGUGGCACACCGGAAACAACAGACACCAGGUGAAAACAUUGUGGCAUGACCCCAAUAAAAUUGGCUGGAAGGCCUACACAGCCUACCGCAUACACCUCAUCCACAGACCCAAGACUGGGUUCAUCAGGGUGGUGGUGUACGAGGGCAGGGAGAUUUUAUCUGACUCUGGGGCGGUGUAUGAACACACCCUGGCUGGAGGCAGACUGGGGCUGUUUGUCUUUUCUCAGGAACAUGUCCUCUUCUCAGACCUCAGAUAUGAGUGCAGAGAUAAUUGAACUAUUCUGCUGGGAUAUUAAGGAAUAUCUUCAACCUCCUACCAGAGAUCCACUUCAAUUCCAGU
Etheostoma spectabile (orangethroat darter) is the source of this 3485-nucleotide messenger RNA. Its product is annotated as thrombospondin-2. NCBI's taxonomy places the organism in Eukaryota, Metazoa, Chordata, Actinopteri, Perciformes, Percidae. Gene Ontology annotation, molecular function: calcium ion binding; protein binding. The transcript is spliced from 21 exons. Gene Ontology annotation, cellular component: extracellular region. Gene Ontology annotation, biological process: cell adhesion; negative regulation of angiogenesis. The coding region runs from base 292 to 3420 and encodes 1042 amino acids. The record is from RefSeq and is a predicted model, not a curated record.